This is a messenger RNA of Toxotes jaculatrix (banded archerfish), 4793 nucleotides long. It is a transcript of the gene c1galt1lb, whose product is annotated as core 1 synthase, glycoprotein-N-acetylgalactosamine 3-beta-galactosyltransferase, 1b. The coding region runs from base 735 to 1940 and encodes 401 amino acids. The record is from RefSeq and is a predicted model, not a curated record. Gene Ontology annotation, cellular component: membrane. NCBI's taxonomy places the organism in Eukaryota, Metazoa, Chordata, Actinopteri, Toxotidae. Gene Ontology annotation, molecular function: N-acetylgalactosaminide beta-1,3-galactosyltransferase activity. The transcript has 4 exons.
ACAGCGGGGGUAGACUCAGAAGGUUAAUCCGGCAGCAGAAUCCGCUGCAACAUCUGUACCGUCUCCCUGCAGGAGGACACGUGUCUGUUGUGCACGCACAGCGCUUUUCUUUCGAAUUCUUGACCGGAAGUGGCUCUUCUAUACGGACCGCUGUCAGAUAAGUUAGAUGUAGUUUGUGCGGCGAGGUGGAUUCAUUUUACAUUCGCGUUUCAGUCCGUACGUUAUUUUCCAUCAAACUACUCGGGCUCAUUCCAGUCAACAUUCGUGGUAUUUGGCCCGGUCGGUCAGCUAACUCUGUAACGUUUCCGUUAGCUCUGUUGACACAACAGGAACGAUCCUCGCUAACUUAGCAGUGAAGUUAACAUUAGCAGCGUCGAUCAAAUAACGGACUACACAGUUAGCUAACGCCAGCUGCCCAACACUUAAGCCAGGAGCCAGUGAUUAAAGACUGACAAUAUAGUUAAUUUUUUUGUCCUCUCGGGAGAUCGUUUAGUUGGCGUUUUGUUUAGCUCGCUCGAUGUUUUGCCACGGUAACCGUUAGCAACGUUUUAGUGAGGCUAGCUGAGCUAAGUUACCGUUCAGAGAAGGGGGGGAAAAAAUCAUCGCAGCGUCUUUUCAAAGUUGACGUUUCCCGUUGUGAUGAAAUAGCUGGCGGAUAAUAAAGCUGAUAUGGUGUCUGCGAUACCAUUGCACCUGCCAAGUUGAACAACGGACAGCGAGACACCUGAUCCAGCAUGAAGGCCCUCGGAUCCAGAUUCUCCUUUUAUGCGGGUUUUGUGGUGGGGACCUUCACACUGUACGUGUUUCUGCGGCAGGUGUGGUUUGAGAGGACUUUGACAGCUCAGCGGGCCAGCACCUUAAACAAACUUCAUGACCACCAGGAACAGCUUGAGGAAGACAGGGAGAUAUGGAAAAAGGAGAGGUCUGCUCUUUUCAACCUGAAGCACCCUCAUCAUACAGGUGAGGAUAGCCGCAUGGCUGAUGAACUCUACAAAAAGGUACGCAUUCUCUGCUGGGUGAUGACUGGACCUAACAACCUGGAGAAGAAGGCUCGACAUGUGAAGUCCACAUGGAGUCGUCACUGCAACGUUGUGGUCUUCAUGAGCUCUGUGGAGGACCCCGACUUCCCCACUGUGGGAUUGGGUACAAAGGAAGGUCGGGAUCAGCUGUAUUGGAAAACAAUCCGGGCCUUCCAUUAUGCUUACGAACAUCACGGCCAUGAGGCAGAUUGGUUCCUCAAGGCGGAUGACGACACCUAUGUAAUUGUGGACAACCUGCGGUGGGUUCUUGCGAACCACACGCCGGACGAGCCGAUUUACUUUGGCCGAAGAUUCAAGCCCUACACCAAGCAGGGCUACAUGAGUGGCGGAGCGGGUUAUGUGCUCAGCAAAGAGGCUCUGCGGCGAUUUGUAGAAGGGUUUAAAAACAAACAGUGCACUCACACUACCUCAGUAGAGGACCUGGCAAUGGGGCAGUGCAUGGAGAAAGUAGGGGUGCUGGCAGGAGACUCCAGAGACACUGCGCUCAGGGAGACAUUUCACCCCUUUGUCCCUGAGCAGCACCUCACUGCCAAGUUCCCCAAGAGCUUCUGGUACUGGAGCUACUGCUACUACCCCAUCUCAGAGGGUCCAAACUGCUGCUCUGACGUGUCGGUGUCUUUCCACUACGUAGAUGCUUCACACAUGUAUUUAUUGGAAUACUACACCUAUCACCUGCGUGCCUUUGGCUACAGAUACCGUUACCAGCCCCCCGUCCCGCUGGGCUACAGUAUUGAACAGUUAGGUUCCUGGGACGCUGCAGAAGGACAAAAAGAGCCAGCUUCUCAGGUGAAAGGACAAGGAGAGGGGCAUGAUCUAUCCAGGACUGAGAAGAGACAGGAUGCAGAUCCCCCUCCCGCAGCUGCUAAAGACUCUCCUGUUUCAUCGUUGGAGAAACAAUAGUAGGAUUGUGUGAGUGUGUGAAGGGAUCUGUCAUUAUGGGGACUGUGUGUUUUCAGUGUUUGCGUUUCCUUCUGAUAAUCUUGGCUCAUAUUUCUACAGAAGUAGAAAAAAGAAAAAACUCGGAUUUGAAGUUUCUCCACAUACAAGUACUUUGCUUGAGGAUUCUCGAGCUGAAGGACUGCUACUAAUGUGAACUGUGACUGAUCAUCAGGUUAAAGGAUGAUUUAUGACUUUUACCCUUAUUUUUCAAGUUUGUUAGGUUUUUUUUUUUUUUUUUUUUUUAACACAACUGAGUGUCUUCUUUAAAAGUUGAGAACAGCUUUCUUUAGGCUGUACUCACCUGAAAACUAACUAAAGCACCUUUUUAGUCCAUAUCAUCCAAGAAGUAUUUUCCAGAGCCAGUUAAAAUUUUAUUUAGGCAAUGUUUUUUUUUUUUUUUUUCAAAACUUGUUGUGCCACUCUCUUCAUCUUGACUUCAUUUCACACAUAGAGAACUAUGUGCCUGCUGAAGAGACCCAAUUAAGUGUCUUGAGCUGAUCACACAAAUGCCAGAUUUAAAAAAAACACACACACAACAAAAAAAAGUGUGAAAGACACCAGUAUGCACUGCUUGUAGAUUCAAAUCUGAAGGGGCCACAAGCUGGUGAGGUGUAGGGCUGCUUAAUUAUUUUCUGAUGAUUAAACUAGAUCAUAUUAAAUAGAAGUGCCUCACCUUCAGUCAAACACACCCUGUUUAUAGAUGAUAAUAGUAUUUGUUCUGAGAAUACUGUGGUUAACCAGUUCCUGUGUUGCAGUUUGCUUACUCCCAAAAUUGAUUCAGGCUUUAUCUAAAAAUAUUUUCCCUUACACACCAUUUAAAGUGUAAUGUUAUGUUCAUGUUCUGUGUGGGAAGAAAUCCUUUUUAUUUGGUUUUAUGUUGCAGUGACAUUAUUAGAGUCACAUUUUAUUUGUAUUCAACUCUAAGAAGAUUUAACUGAGAAAAUAAUGUCUCAAAUAAGUUUUAUUUAAUUAUUUGUGCUGCAACUUACAGUUAUUUUCUUUACCAUUGCAUCUACUGAUUAUUUUCUCAACUGACGAUUAUUUUGUUCUAUAAAAAAUAUAAAAUAAUUUAAAUGUAAAAUACCUGUUACAGUAUCCUAAUGCCCAAGGUGAUCCCAAAAUGCCCAAAAUGAUCAACUUACUUUCAGGUAGGACAAAGAAAAAAAGGCUUUAACAGUUAAUGGAUUAUUACAAUAGUCGCACAUUCAUUUUCUGUUGAUUGACUAGUCGAUUAAUAACAAAUGACAUUGUGAAAGUGAAGGAAGUUUUCUGUGAAAGUAAGUAAGAAAGUGUUUUGUCCCAUAGAUGAUGAACAGUUCUUAUCCCAACAUUCAGAUGGUUACGAUCUUCCAGUCCUAAUCAAGCAUCAGUUAAAUGGAAUAAUUUAAAAUAUGCAUUAAAACAAAAAAAGUUAUUUUCAUAUGAAAGUAUUGAGUGACAUGAGACUAGAUUGAGGAGAAGUCUUGGAGUUAAUGCAGUGAAUGUUGGCGUUUCUCUAUAGUUUUUAUAAUUAAUAUAUGUUUGGUUAUUACAAACAUUUACCUGACAUAGGAUCUGUUCUAGAUGGUUUGACACACCUUUAGCCGGAGAAGGACGUAGCCAGUCAAACACCUUUCUUUCUCUGGAAUGUGACUCCACACCCCAAACCAUCUUUGGCACAUAAUCUUCUCUUUGUUCUUCCUGAAGCUGGCCCUGGAUACAUACACUUCACAUUUCCCUGGAACGUCCUCCAGUGGACUCAUUAGCUUGUGCCUUGUAAAUUGAGAUUGUAUGAGCCAACAGCUGCACACACGACUUUGCACUGUGACAUUACUAUAUUGAGAGUGAUGCUUUCAGAUGGAGCUAAAUUUUAUUUAAUCCUUCCAAUGUAAUAAUGAGUAUGGCCUUUGGGCAAGCCAGCCGAUGACUUGUUCAUGACAGUGUUUGUUUUUUUUUUUUUUUUUUUUGAAUGAGCAAGAUUGUUUUCUUUAAUACAAUUGUAGUUUAAAAAAUGUUGUGUAUUUUCUAAAGCCUGGAAUUAGAACAUAUUGUGUAUUUAAAAUUAUUCCUAAGGAUUUCUUUACUAAUUUGUAACCAAACAAUGAAUUCAUUUUAACGGGAGAUACAGUUAUUACCAAAUACAGACAAUAGCUUCGGGAGUCAGACAGCAUCCAGUGACGAUUCAAACGGAACAGAUUUUUCGUUCAUGUGAAAUUUCAGUGCACCUUUGAGUGUUGUAAUUGCUAUUUUUCUUUUUAACCACUUAAACCUUUUAUUCUCCUCCAAGGUUAAAAAAAUAUAUGAGGUAACUAAUGCCUGUCAGAAUGCCUUUUACUAAGUGUUUAUACUCAGUUUCCUUCUGUACAUGAGCACAGAGCAUGUUCAGUUUUGUGUUUUGUAUUUGAAAUGGAAAAGUCCAGUUUAAACCAAAUCUGCAUGUUUUACACCGCAGUUUAUUUUGUAAUGACUGCGCACCUUUGUUUUCAAGUGAAAUAACAGUCUUUGGACGUUAAAGUAGCAAAGGACUUAACCACUGUUGUCACGUUACCUUCAGUGGAGCAAACUUCGGCGGGCCCAAACACCUUGUUGAUAACUUCAACAUAUCCAGUCCUUGACAAUCUUCUCCAACAUUCAAAUUUUAUUCAAGGGAAAGGUGUACAUUACUGUAUUUAUAUUUGAGAUGUAUUUAUGUUGGUAUUGAUGUCUGAUUUGAGUCAGUAUUCCUUAGUGUGUAAAUGGGUUUGUGUGGGUGUGUGAGCACACGUGAUCAGUGCGCAGGAUUGUUUUCUGCGAGCGGUACUUUAAUCACUAUAAAUAAAUGCAUAUUUUAUUGUA